UCUAGAUAUUACUACAACUGAAAGUCACUAUCCGCGUAUAGAAGUUGAUUUGCUCAACCUUGUGAAUGUAUUUGAAAAGGGUGUAAUGUCUGAAGUCAUUUCUUACGAUUUUUUCAUCAGACAUCAGCAAGGACUUCUCCAACAACUUAACAAUGGCUUUGAUGAUGGAGACCAUCAAGACGCCAAAAUACGCCCAAAUCCAAACCGCGUACUGACGCAACCAUAG
Funneliformis caledonium is the source of this 226-nucleotide messenger RNA. The record is from the annotation of a GenBank genome assembly. Lineage: Eukaryota; Fungi; Glomeromycota; Glomeromycetes; Glomerales; Glomeraceae.